Molecule: messenger RNA, 669 nt
Organism: Chaetura pelagica (chimney swift)
Lineage: Eukaryota; Metazoa; Chordata; Aves; Apodiformes; Apodidae
Gene: PPDPFL
Product: chromosome unknown open reading frame, human C8orf22
Exons: 5
Coding region: 1-669 (222 amino acids)
Source: RefSeq, a predicted model, not a curated record
AUGACGAUUUUUCCAGAUGUCACUGCCAUCCGUGUGUUGGUAUUGAUGGAACUGGUGGAUGUCAGCAGCUCAGCAGCAGUCAGAUCUCUCUUCCAGGUAGCAGUAAAGGCCACCUCUUCCCCUGCUGACCGAUCUUCUUCUCACCAGCAAAGUCUCUUUGAGUAUCUUAUUGGAGUGGAGAACACACUAAUGCCUAGCCUAGUAGCUUGUGAAACCCUGGACAGCUUCUGGGAGUCUGCAGAUGACACCAAGCUGAGUGAGGUAGUUGACAUGCCUGUGGGAUGGGAUGUCAUCCAGGUGAACCGGAACAACCUGAAGAAGUGGGUCUAUGUGAACCUCAUAAGGUUUGAUGAGACUGAGUGCAAGGUCCUGCAAGCAGGAAGACAGAACUCGGAAUCCAGCGUUUCUUCCAGCUCCUCCUGCUGUUCGGAUGCUGUGAAUGUUACAGACCAGGACAAAUCGUUUCAUGGGUUACCUGAGUUAAUUGAUAAGUGUUGGUGGAUAAAAAGCUUUUUCCAUAGUGAACCCUCUCCACCAGCUGUUGGCAGAAAAACACUAUCAGCAAGCAGGUCCAUGGCCUGCCUUGUUCAUUACAGAGUUACUGUAAUUUGGGAUGUCUCUCUAAUGGAAGUUACCAGGAUUAAAGAUCUUGAUGACUUACUUGGAUAG